AUGCCGCUGCAUAGUUCUUCGCAGGCAUACAUGCGAAGCAACAAGCUGUUCCAGAAAGCGUCGUCGCGACAAGUGGCGAACACCGGCAAGGGCUUGGAGAAGCCAGGGCCAGGCGAGUUGGCGGCGUACGAGGAGGAUCUUCAAGCCCACCUCGAGGGACUGAGGAAGAAGCUUGGCAGCGCUCCUAUGAAUGAGAGACGCGAAAUCAGCCUCAAAUCCUCCGGUCCUGGCCAAGUCAUCGGAACCAAGCUCAAGGGCCUCAAGAAGAGAGCUGCUGAGCUUGAGAAGAAGCCGCGUUCAGUCAUCAAAGGAACGUUGCGGUCAGACCUGCUUAGUUUGAUGCGUUCUCUUCUUACGGCCAGCAUGUACUCGGCGGCUUGUAAUUGCCAGGAAGAAGCGCAGACCGCAGAAGGAGGGCCGAAAAGCUGCGCCUGA
This is a messenger RNA of Symbiodinium necroappetens, 435 nucleotides long. NCBI's taxonomy places the organism in Eukaryota, Dinophyceae, Suessiales, Symbiodiniaceae. The record is from the annotation of a GenBank genome assembly.